This is a messenger RNA of Priceomyces carsonii, 1338 nucleotides long. Its product is annotated as putative protein kinase. Gene Ontology annotation, biological process: protein phosphorylation. The transcript has a single exon. NCBI's taxonomy places the organism in Eukaryota, Fungi, Ascomycota, Pichiomycetes, Serinales, Debaryomycetaceae. Bases 1 to 1338 code for a protein of 445 amino acids. The record is from RefSeq and is a predicted model, not a curated record. Gene Ontology annotation, molecular function: ATP binding; protein serine/threonine kinase activity.
AUGACUGAAGUAUUCAAUAUGGAUGAUGAUGACAUUAUCUUAUCUGAUAGAAUAAGUCAGGUGAACUUAGGUCCCUCUGAACUCAACUAUAAACUACUUGAAGAUGCGGAAGGUUCCCCCGAAAAUGAAAAGAAUGAAAAUGAUGAAAAUAACUUGGUCGAGGAGUACUCAAACUCUGUAUCUGAGCUACCCAUCCCUAUAGAGAAGAAGCCUCGAAGACAAUCCGCGAUAUCUGGAUCCUAUGAAAUUGAUAUUAGCGAGGCAUUUAUAUCAUCAUCAGCAAAGUCUAAAAUAUACAAGCCUAAAAUUACUGAUUUCGAACCUAUCAAAGUAUUGGGAAGGGGUGCCUAUGGCAAAGUGCUUUUGGUAAGAGAAAUAUCUACAGGGAAAUUGUUUGCUCAGAAACAGUUUAAAAAAGCGUCUUUAAUUAUCAAUGAAAAUACUAACGAAAUCAAUAAUGUGAAUUAUAAACGGGCUUUGAACGAAAAGAAUCUUUUGGAAAUGGUCAACCAUCCAAAUAUUGUAAAGCUUUUUUACGCGUUUCAAGAUAAUAAUAAGGUUUAUUUAAUAUUGGAAUAUUUAGAUGGAGGGGAAUUGUUUCAUCAUUUAGCUCAAGAGAGAUUUCUUUCCGAGAAAAAUGCAAGUUUUUAUAUUGCUCAAAUGAUUCUUGCUCUUCGAUAUUUACAUUUGAAGUUGAAGGUCAUUUAUAGAGAUUUGAAGCCAGAGAACUGUAUGCUUAAUUCAAAUGGAAAUUUGGUCUUGACUGACUUUGGUCUUUCGAAAGUAUCAAGUGAAACUGAUAGAGUUCACUCCAUUACAGGCACGGUCCAAUAUAUGGCCCCUGAGAUUAUCAGGGGAGAGCCUUAUGACUACAGAGUCGAUUGGUGGUCUCUAGGUUGCGUCGCAUUCGAUUUACUCACAGGAUCGCCACCUUUUACAGGGAAUAAUAAUACCAAGAUAAUUCAAAAAAUUCUUUCAAUGAAAAAGACUUUAAAAUAUCCCUAUUACUUAAGUAAUGAUGCUAAAGACUUUUUGAGGAAGCUUUUGCAGUCUAAUCCAGAAAAAAGAUUGAACAUAGAUGAAAAUUUUGAUAAAGCCAAGCAGCACAGGUUUUUCAGGAACGUGAAUUGGGAUGACUUGGAGCAUUCGAAUCAAGAUGACUGCCUCUUGCCUCCUAUCCUCCCAAUCAUCACGGAUUCAAUAUUGGCUGAAAAUUUUGAUACUGAAUUCACUAACAUGCCUUUUACACCGCCUUCUUCAAAUUUACAUACGGAGGAUAUUUUGCAUAUCGAUGGUUUUUCGUUCACAAAUGAUCACUUCAUGAACUCCAGGUUUUAA